Messenger RNA from Hirsutella rhossiliensis, 2190 nucleotides. RefSeq names its product AMP-binding enzyme domain-containing protein. The record is from RefSeq and is a predicted model, not a curated record. The transcript has a single exon. Lineage: Eukaryota; Fungi; Ascomycota; Sordariomycetes; Hypocreales; Ophiocordycipitaceae. Gene Ontology annotation, cellular component: cytoplasm. Gene Ontology annotation, biological process: secondary metabolite biosynthetic process; amino acid activation for nonribosomal peptide biosynthetic process. Gene Ontology annotation, molecular function: phosphopantetheine binding. Bases 1 to 2190 code for a protein of 729 amino acids.
AUGGGAAAGGGGAUCGGAUUGGUGACUUGGGUCGUCGAAGCGGAAAACCACGAUGCUCUGUCGCCACUCGGGUGUGUUGGCGAAUUGCUCCUCGAAGGGCCACUCGUCGGUCAGGGCUAUCUCGACGACCCGGAAAGGACUGCAGCGGCAUUCAUCAGGGACCCUGUUUGGCUGCUUCAAGGCCCACCAGGCCAACCGGGCCGGCACGGGCGGCUCUAUAAGACGGGUGAUUUGGUACGGUAUAACGAGGAUGGAACUCUGACCUUUUUCGGCCGGAAGGACGCGCAAGUCAAGAUCCGGGGCCAGCGUGUGGAGCUUGGAGAAAUUGAACACGCCCUCCGCAGUCACCAAAGUGUGGAUGACGCCGUUGCCGUGUUACAGCAUGACGACAGGCAAGAGACGUGGAUUGCCAGCUUUGUCACGGUCCGCAACGACGACACCGCGCUCGAGGAAAGACCGGCCAAUGGUGAAGAAGAGCAACACAUUGAAGAAUGGGAAAAGCAAUUCGAUGAAGACUACAUCUCUUUCGACAGCAUGCAGCCCGAAGUGAUCGGCAGAGACUUCAUGGGGUGGACUUCCAUGUAUGAUGGAAGCGACAUCAACAAGAUAGAAAUGACUGAGUGGCUGGACGACACGAUCGAGACGAUGCUCAACGGCAGCCAGCCAGGACACGUUCUCGAAAUAGGAACGGGAUCUGGAAUGAUCCUCUUCAACUUGGCGCGGGGACUACGAAGUUACGUCGGUCUUGAGCCAUCUGGACGGGCAGUUAAUUUCAUCACCAAGGUAGCCAGGUCCGUUCCCGCGCUCGCAGACAAAGUAACGAUGUUCAAGGCCACGGCGGCAGACCUUUGUCGAGUCAGGGCUGCUACUUCCCCUGAGCUUGUCGUUCUGAAUUCGGUGGUCCAAUACUUUCCCUCUCAAGACUACCUUUUCAAUGUUGUGCAGGAACUUGUCCAACUAGAAGGCGUCCAAACGCUCUUCCUUGGCGACAUUCGAUCCUUGGCGCUAUUUCAAGAGUUUCUGGUUGCGAGAGCAUUACACAUUGCUGGGGAUAGGGCAAGCAAGGAUGAAAUUCGAAGGAUAAUGACUGAUCUGGAGCGAGCCGAGUCGGAGUUACUCGUUGAUCCAGCCUUCUUCACCGCCCUGCCGAGUCAGCUACCUCAGAUUGAGCAUGUCGAGAUUUUACCCAAGAAGAUGCAAGCUACGAAUGAACUGAGCGCUUUUCGCUAUGCAGCUGUCGUCCACGUCAAGGACCAGGGCCAGCCGCAGCAUCAAAUUCGCGAGAUUAGCCAGAAGGAGUGGAUUGACUUCAAAGAACAAGGGCUCAAUCGCCAGUCACUCUUGGAGCUCAUACGACGCAACCCUGCCUCAUCAACCGUCGCCGUAAACAACAUUCCCCACAGCAAAUCCAUCUUCGAGAGGCACGUCAUUCGCUCCCUCAACAACCAAGGAGGCGAAAUGCUCAACGAUGGCAACUGGCUAAUGUCCGCUCACCAAGAAGCUCAGCAAAAUCCUUCGCUAUCCGCAGUCGACUUGGUCGAGUUGGCUACACAGGUAGGCUACCGCGUAGAAAUCAGCUGGGCUCAGCAAUCUUCGCAAAGCGGUGGCCUGGAUGCCAUAUUCCACCGCGUUCAACCUACCGAUGGCUCGAAAAGGGUCAUGUUUCGAUUCCCUAACGACCAUCAGGAUCGAUCGUCUCACUCGCUCUGCAGUGAGCCUCUGCGGCAGCAGCUGAGGCAAAAGAUGCAAGACCAGCUCCAUGAGAUGCUGCGGUCCAGAUUACCUUCUUACAUGGUUCCUCGGGGUGUCACAAUCCUGGAUAAGAUGCCUCUCAAUGGCAAUGGCAAGCUUGAUCGUCGAGCUCUUGCGAAAACUCCCCAAAUCCGAACCGCGGGACGAGAGCCUGUUCGACAACCAACAUCAGAAGCACAGACGGUGUCAGAGACCGAGCGCCAGAUACGGGAGAUCUGGGGACGGGUUCUCAACAUUGAGCCUGCGAGAAUCGGGCAGAAAGAUAGUUUCUUUCACCUUGGGGGCAACUCAAUUGCCGUGAUGAAAGUUGUGGCUGAGGCUCGUAGGGCUGGCCUUGAGCUCACGGUGGCAAAUAUCUUCUGCCACCCAGAGCUUCACGACGUGGUUCGCCUGACGCGUGACUCUUGCACCGUGGUUCAGCCACAUCACGCUAAGUAA